CCGUCGACAGCAGCGGCACGCGGACGUGGUGACACCCCGCUGCUGUUCGCCUCGCAGACACGACGAGGCGCAACUCUUCGGUCACGGGGAGCUAUGCGGUGCACAGCGGAAUUCCCGGAGGAAAAUGAUGUCACGGAAUACGGCAGGGUAGUGUAAUGGAGAUACGCUUCCUGUUGGAGCUGCUACUACCCUUCCUCUUUGCUUCCGGAGUGGCGGUGAACCCAGGGUGCGAGUGCUUGCUGUUCACGAGCACGUUCGGCAAGGAGUUUGGCGUCUUCAGCAGCCCCGACUACCCUCGGCCAUACCCCAGCGACGUCGACUGCCUUCUCUACAGCUUCGUUGGCGGCUCGCACGACAUCGUUCACAUUACCUUCGUCGACUUCGACGUGCAGAAGACGCAUCUUGACUGCUCCCUGGGCGACCGCGUGGAGGUUUUCCUGUCGCUGGGCGGGCAGCUGCGGGCCGACGUGAACGACCGGACGCCGCCCGCGGGCGUGCUGUGCGGCGGGCUGCGCGAUGUGCCCGCGGCGCUCUACAGCCAGGGCCCGGCGCUCGUGCUCGCCAUGCACGCCGCGGGCCCGCCCUCCAACAGCUCGGGCUUCCUCGGCAGGUUCCGCUUCCUCGACCGGCGUUCGUUCCGGUCCGACGGGCGCCGUGUGCUGGGCACGGAGUGUGACCAGCUGUUCUCCAGCGGAGACGGCCCGCGCAACGGACGCUUCUUCUCUCCGCGAUACCCCUCCAGCUACCCCAGCAACACCACUUGCAAGUACUACUUCCGCGCCAGAGAGAAGGAGCGUAUUCGGCUGGUCUUUGAAGAAGUGUCCUUACAGAAGAGAGAUGCCAGGUGA
This is a messenger RNA of Schistocerca serialis cubense, 848 nucleotides long. RefSeq names its product cubilin-like. The coding region runs from base 156 to 848 and encodes 230 amino acids. The transcript has 7 exons. NCBI's taxonomy places the organism in Eukaryota, Metazoa, Arthropoda, Insecta, Orthoptera, Acrididae. The record is from RefSeq and is a predicted model, not a curated record. Gene Ontology annotation, cellular component: plasma membrane.